UACCUGUCGAAGCUGACGAAGCGCGUCGACAAAAGCGGACGAAACACGAUUGCGGUACACACGCCGUAGCUGCAUCGUGUGACUGGUGGCGUCGAUUGGCUCGCCUUGGCCCUCUGGCAACACUUCCUGUCCCGCGCAAUCCGUCACACAUAGUGACACAGGCAGAGCGGAGGGAACAUGUCUCUGACGGUGAUAUUCCUUUCGGCUAGAGCACGGCGAAACCAGUUUCUCACUUGGCCAGCGACACACUGAGCACGAGAGAAUGAUGGUGCGAAUGGUGCUCGCCACGGGCUGGGUGCCAGCUCUGGCCAAUAGCCGUCUGCGGUGGCCGUUUCAUCUACGAACAUCUUCGCGGGUUCUGAGCCAUUGUACUGUCUGUACUGGAAAGAGAAAGCAGAGAAAGAAGCCGAGAGCCUUUGAGCAAACUGAGGCCGUGGGGCUGGAGAGGUCGACGAGCAAGAACGUUUGACAGGGGUGAAAUUCCUCGUUGAGGGCUGUUUAUUCAGUUGGCGUACAUGAGGACAUUGCCCUUCUCUUGCAAGGUCGGUGACGACAUAGGCUGAAGAAUCACCCUGAUCUCUCGGCUCACAGCUGAGUAAAUCUGCGACGUGUCAGGUUGAAGCAUACUCCGCUGCACUCUGAGGAUGGCACUGUUAAUCCGAGUGAUUCCUAUUCUGUUGGCAAUUGCUAGUCUGGGUGAUGCUAGUUUCAUGUUCCAGACUCUGCAAAUACGAGCCAGCGGUGAGAGGUGUCCGGAGACUAGCUGCGAGCAUGGCGGCCGCUGCAACGUCACUAGCAGAACUUGCAGCUGCCCACCAGGCUAUGCUGGCAACCUCUGUGAAUAUCCUGUGUGCAAUGUGGCCUGUCAGAAUAACGGUACAUGUGCCGGUCCCAACCACUGCCACUGCCCGCCAUCUUACAAAGGAAAACAAUGUGAAGAAUGCACCAGCUAUGGGCGUCAGCAGUGUCAGCAUGAUCCAAUGUGCGCGGUGUAUGAGGAAACGUCUGGCGAGUGUUGCCCCGCAUGCCGACAUCACUACUGGAGAAAUAACUGCGUGCCGGGAACAUGCCGUCCAGUGUCCGGGUGUAUGCGCUAUGAGUACGAGAGCAGCGAGGACUGCUGCCCGAGGUGCGUUCGCACGGAUCCCCGCUGCCUGGACUCGGUGCCGUGCGAGCUGGAGCCAGGCUGCAUCCAGCAUGCGCUCAGCGUGCCGAGCGGGAAGUGCUGCCCGCGCUGUGAGCGUUACCGGUGCAGCGGCAUUGAGUGCCCGGCGGUGUUGGACUGUAUCAAGUAUGCUGCACCGCUCCCUGGACAGUGCUGUAGACCGUGCCUGGCACGUCGCGAGAGCUGCCCGGGCAUAAGUUGCCCCGCAGUGCCAAACUGCGCCGCGUACAUACAAAGACCGAAUAUGUGUUGCGCAAAGUGCAAGCGAACGAAGCCUGCUUCAAAACGAAUUCCAGCCGAUCAUGGCUGUUCUACCGUCCAGUGUCCGAGCACCAUGGAGUGUCAGGUGAAGGGUCAGCGUGCCGUGUGCCGAUGCCGCCGGCGCUGUCCCAAACGGAGACGAACGACCUGCGGCUCUGACGGCAUUCUACAUCGCAACAGGUGCCGGCUGCUCCGCUCAGCCUGCCUGAAGGGUGUCACGAUUCGUCCGGUGCAAAUGGCCUUCUGCACGUACUACGGUCCAAGAAUCCAAAAGACCUUGGUAAAUCUGCAGAGGAUGAUGAAGCACGCAAACGCCAACACCAACCCAGUCACCUUGCUUGGAGGUCUGCUCUAGUUGCAAUGCCAACCACGCGCCAGCAUAAAAGUUGUGGGUGGUCGCAUCCUGCAUGCCUUCCAGGCUUCCGAUUUCUGAUUGCCAAUAGAGUGCACCUUGACACAGAUGAAUACUAGCACCACCAACGGCUGGUGAGAACUACAGUUACCAUAUCCUUGUCAUUUCUUGAUUACCUGUUAGAAGAGCAGAACUAUGUGCAUACACGUUGCCUUGACAAUGCAGAUAUCCAUCAAUAUUCCUUCAAGACUAUUGCCCAUCAAACGUUUAUCCCACAUCUGAUUAUGAUUAUUGUAGCACUGAAGCAAAUACCUAUUACCUAAUUGAAAUAAAAAAUAAAUGUUAAUAUUGCUAAGUUGAAAACA
This is a messenger RNA of Sycon ciliatum, 2143 nucleotides long. RefSeq names its product platelet endothelial aggregation receptor 1-like. The coding region runs from base 645 to 1781 and encodes 378 amino acids. Gene Ontology annotation, molecular function: protein binding. NCBI's taxonomy places the organism in Eukaryota, Metazoa, Porifera, Calcarea, Leucosolenida, Sycettidae. The transcript has 8 exons. The record is from RefSeq and is a predicted model, not a curated record.